Salarias fasciatus (jewelled blenny) is the source of this 1209-nucleotide messenger RNA. RefSeq names its product solute carrier family 30 member 2 (gene slc30a2). The coding region runs from base 1 to 1209 and encodes 402 amino acids. Gene Ontology annotation, biological process: response to zinc ion; zinc ion transmembrane transport. Gene Ontology annotation, cellular component: plasma membrane. The record is from RefSeq and is a predicted model, not a curated record. Gene Ontology annotation, molecular function: zinc ion transmembrane transporter activity. Lineage: Eukaryota; Metazoa; Chordata; Actinopteri; Blenniiformes; Blenniidae. The transcript has 8 exons.
AUGGAACAGUCCGGUGGGAACUCGGAGAAAUCCCAGCUGAUCGCCGAGCGGAGCUCCAGGAUGUACUCCCUCAAACUGCAGAGCUCCUUUGCCGACUCGCAGCAGCAGCAGUACGCCGGCCUGACCCUGAAGAAUGGCGCCCUGGAGCUGAAGCGCGCCGUGGAGCCGCACUGCCACGGCCCCCGGGCGGCGGCGGCGGCGGCGGCGGAGCAGAGCCGGGACAAGCUGCUGGCCCAGAGGAAGCUGUACAUCGCCUCGGCCGUCUGCCUCGUCUUCAUGGUCGGGGAGGUCGUCGGAGGCUACCUGGCCCACAGUCUGGCCAUCAUGACGGACGCCGCCCACCUGCUGACUGACUUCGGCAGUAUGAUGGUCAGCCUGUUCUCGCUGUGGAUCUCCUCCAGACCCCCGACCAAGACCAUGAACUACGGCUGGAACAGAUCAGAGAUCCUGGGCGCCCUGGUGUCGGUCAUGUCCAUCUGGGUGGUGACCGGCGCUCUGGUCUACCUGGCCGUGGAGAGAAUCGUCCGGAACGACUACGAGAUCGACGGACACGUCAUGCUGGUGACGUCCGGCUGCGCCGUCAUCGUCAACAUCAUCAUGGCCUACAUCCUCCACCACUCCACCACCUUCCACGCUCACGGCAGCGGCUACCAGCAGAUGGAGGAGGACGUCCAGAGCCCGGCGGCGGCGGCGGCGGUCCACGGCCACGCCUUGCUCGGCGGCCACGGCAACACCAGCGUCCGCGCCGCCUUCAUCCACGUGGUGGGAGACCUGCUGCAGAGCGUCGGCGUCAUGGUGGCGGCCGCCAUCAUCUACUUCCGGCCGGAGUACAAGGUGGCCGACCCCGUCUGCACCUUCCUGUUCUCCGUCUUCGUCCUCUGCACCACCGUCACCAUCCUGAGGGACGUCUUCAGGAUCCUGAUGGAGGGCUCUCCUAGAGGCAUAGAGUUUAACUCGGUGAAGGAGGUGCUGCUGUCGGUCCGGGACGUGAAGUCCAUGCACUGUCUCCACCUGUGGUCCCUGUCUCUGUCUCAGCCCAUGGUGUCCGUCCACCUGGCCAUCGAUUCAGGUUCUGACCCGCAGUCCGUCCUCCAGGAGGCCUCAGACCUUCUGCACAGCAAGUUUGGCUUCUACAGCGCCACCAUCCAGGUGGAGCAGUUCACCGACGACAUGAGGCACUGCCCCCGCUGCCAGGAUCCCCGGGACUGA